GUCCCGUGGAUAUUCCCGAGUCUUAUGCAAUUUCCUAUCUUGCAAAGGCGCGUUCCUCGGUACUACAUUCACCUAUAUAAGAGGCAGUGCGAUUGAAGUGAGAAUUCGUGGGGAGUCUGUCACGUUGGCUCUCGUGCUCUGACUCCUCCCAGAAUAAGACCAAGAUGGCUGUUCUGGGAUCUUCUUCUUCUCGUUGUUCAGUUGCUGCUGUUGGGGCUGCUCUUGUUCUUGUUCUUGUUCUGGUUUUGAAUGGGGCCGAUUUAUGCAAUGGAGGGAAGACCAGCACUUUCGUCCGUAAAGUGGAGAAAACCGUGGACAUGCCUCUGGACAGCGAUGUUUUCCGAGUGCCUCCUGGCUAUAAUGCCCCUCAGCAGGUACAUAUAACACAAGGAGAUCAUGUGGGAAAAGGAGUGAUUGUGUCAUGGGUGACUCCGGAUGAACCUGGGUCCAGUGUAGUGCUCUACUGGAGCAAAAACAGCGAGCACAAGAAAAAGGCAAAGGGCAAAGUGAAUCGUUAUGAGUUCUACAAUUAUACUUCUGGUUACAUCCACCAUUGCACCCUUAACGACUUGAUGUACAACACCAAAUACUAUUAUGAGGUCGGAAUUGGACACACGGUCCGACAGUUCUGGUUCAUUACUCCUCCGGAGGUUGGCCCUGAUGUUCCAUACACUUUCGGUCUCAUAGGGGAUCUUGGUCAGAGUUUUGAUUCAAACGUGACCCUCACCCAUUACGAACAUAAUCCACAGAAAGGACAGACUGUGUUGUUUGUUGGAGACUUGUCGUAUGCAGAUAAUUAUCCCAACCACGACAAUGUGAGGUGGGAUACGUGGGGAAGGUUUGUAGAAAGAAGUGUAGCUUAUCAACCCUGGAUAUGGACAGCAGGAAAUCAUGAAAUCGACUUCGCUCCUGAACUCGGAGAAAAUAAACCCUUCAAGCCCUAUACGAACAGAUACCAUGUCCCUUAUAGAAAAUCAAACAGCACCGCACCUUUUUGGUACUCCAUAAAGAGAGCUUCAGCAUACAUCAUAGUCUUAUCGUCAUACUCUGCAUAUGGUAAAUAUACUCCCCAGUACAAAUGGCUUGAAGAAGAGCUAAAAAAAGUUGACAGGACCGAGACACCAUGGCUGAUUGUUAUGAUGCAUUCUCCCUGGUACAAUAGCUACAACUAUCACUACAUGGAAGGAGAAACCAUGAGAGUGAUGUUCGAGCCGUGGUUUGUGAAAUACAAAGUAGAUGUGGUGUUUGCAGGUCAUGUCCAUGCAUAUGAACGAUCUGAACGUGUAUCCAACAUCGCAUACAACAUUGUGAACGGCUUGUGCAUCCCUGUUCAUGAUCAAUCAGCUCCAGUGUACAUAACGAUUGGUGAUGGAGGCAAUCUUGAAGGUUUGGCCACCAACAUGACGGAACCCCAGCCAAAAUACUCAGCCUACCGCGAAGCCAGCUUUGGCCAUGCGAUUUUCGAUAUUAAGAACCGAACGCAUGCAUACUAUAGUUGGCACAGAAAUCAAGAUGGAUAUGCAGUGGAAGCCGAUUCUAUGUGGUUCUUCAAUAGAAUAUGGCAUCCAAUUGAUGAUUCUACAAGCGUUUGAUGGUUAUCACAGGACAGGACAAGUUUUCUCUUUGGAUCUCUUCAAUACGCUUCCAAGCAAUUAAAAGUUCUGCAAUUAGGCUUCUUGGAGUCUAUGGUACUAUCUUUUUGUAAUAGAUUUUUUUUUUUUUUUAAUUUGAAUGAAAGAUUCAUGCUGGAAUUUUAGUAGACUGCAUAUUUUUUAUUGUUGAAGUUCCUAAUAAACAUGUCUGUAAAACCUUUGCCAAUAAAUGAUAAUUUUGAAUUCUCAA
Eucalyptus grandis is the source of this 1842-nucleotide messenger RNA. RefSeq names its product purple acid phosphatase 2-like. The record is from RefSeq and is a predicted model, not a curated record. NCBI's taxonomy places the organism in Eukaryota, Viridiplantae, Streptophyta, Magnoliopsida, Myrtales, Myrtaceae. The coding region runs from base 165 to 1592 and encodes 475 amino acids. Gene Ontology annotation, molecular function: metal ion binding; acid phosphatase activity. The transcript is spliced from 8 exons.